Messenger RNA from Fibroporia radiculosa, 2244 nucleotides. RefSeq lists its product as uncharacterized. NCBI's taxonomy places the organism in Eukaryota, Fungi, Basidiomycota, Agaricomycetes, Polyporales, Fibroporiaceae. Gene Ontology annotation, molecular function: metal ion binding. The record is from RefSeq and is a predicted model, not a curated record. Bases 1 to 2244 code for a protein of 747 amino acids. The transcript is spliced from 4 exons.
AUGCCCCCCACAGACAAUAGGAAAGAUGAUGAAGCUCACGAGCCUGCCCGAGAGGGCGACCGCGAGAAGGAUAGAGAGCGGGACAAAGGCGGGAAGUCGAAGGGUUCUGCGAAGACCAAGGACCUCUCUCAUGUACCUUUCCUCGAACCAGGUCAACAGAAGGAGGUAUGCGCUUGGUUUAUGAAGGGAAACUGCAAGUUCGGCCAUAAAUGUGCACUCGCGCAUAUUCUACCCGGACAGAGCAUGUCUAUGGACAGGAAGAACAAAAAGGCCGCCCAACUUGCUGCUAACGCUGCCAAUACUGCUGCCGGAGGUGGAAGAGAUGGUGGAAGAGGCGGCGGUCGAUCUGGCAAGGGCGGUUCUCAAGGCGGAGGGAAUGGGGGUUCGCAGUCCCGCAAUCCACUACUCUCCGGAUCGACGGCGCCUACUCGUGCAAUCUCUAAUACUUCACGUACGGCCAUACCUAUGCCACUCAAGGCCACCUUGUCGCCGUCCACGCCUGCUCCUCCCGUUAAAGACACCGAUUUCGCUUCAUUCGGCCUACCCGAUGAGAGCAACAAACUGCCCACUGCACCUGCUCAACGAAAGUCGUCUGCCGCGCAGGGCAGCGCGAACUCGUCUGAAUUCGUACAAGACAUAACCCAGGUCGAAACCGAAAAGGCUGAUGAAUCAUCUACGAGCGAGAACGUAUCUCUUUCGCCCAUUCCUGUCAGCACACCUUCGGCGCCUCGCCGUGUCGGGAACGCUCAACACAGUUCUCCUAAUGGUGUUGACUUCGGACCCAUUGGUUCCCCUCCACGCGCUUCGUCAUCUGUCACCAGGACGUCGCGGAUUAACGGGUUCUCUCCUGGUACGUCUCCUAAUGCCGCUGCUGGUCUGCCUGCGUCGCCUUUCUCCGCUCCUGGAACUCAGACGGUAUUCGUAAUCAACGACGCCGAUGACUCUGCCAAUGGUUUUAAAGGUCGUUCCGGUCUAUCUGCCUCCCUUGGUACCAUGAUGAACUGGUCAACCGACCGCCAUCCACGCGGUAUGAAUGCGCGUGGGGUGGCGGGUGAGGUCGUUGUGGAAGACGAAGACUUUGAGGAGUUUAUCCCAAGUUCCUUGACGGACCUUCUCACUCCCGAAGAACGGUCUAGGCGGUUUUCGCGCACAAAUGGCAAUCGCCCUACUAUGAUCAGUCCGGAACAUGAUACGAUGAGCGGCCAGCGAUCAUCAGCCGAAGGGCAUAGAUAUUCGCGCUCGGUCCCUGCACCGUCUUUAAUGCAGGAUAUUCGCUCGAUAUGGGCUGAUAGUGGGAACGGAAACGAGAUUGGUGGCUCUGGAGGAUCCGUCUUGGGGGGCGGUUUAGGUAAUGGCACUCCCAGUUCAUUCCAGUCCAACUCUGGGCUGUCAGGCAGGUUACCUGUCGAAGAGAUGCUCGCGCCUUCAAACGCGUCUGCUGCAUUCUUGCCUGGCCUUCAUCAUAAUUACAUGAAUGCGAAAAACCAACGAUCCAAUUUACUCUCUGGGAUGUCGUCUUUGCAUGCAAACGCUAGUAACAAUAUAUCGCAUAAUAUCCAUCCGAGCGCCUACGGAGCCGGUCUCAACGCAGGGGCACUCUCUCCUCCUCGUACUAGUGUGUUGGGGAAUCGUACGUCGUUGGAUUAUAUCUCUGCUGACGUGAACGUUUCUCAAUCCACUCACCUGCGCGCAUCUGGUCGCACCAUUCUAGGCGGUAACGAUGCGUUCGCACAGGAUGUAGACGAUCGACGGAGUGCAGCGUCUCCCUCGGCGAGAGCAUUGCAAGCUCAUGCUCCUGGGCAGAGUCUUCCGCAAGGUCUUGCUGCUGGAUACUCCCGUAUACAUGCUCAGCCACCGCCUGUCAUCGCCUCACCUUCAACUCCAGGGGCAUUCAGCCAGUUGGGUGGUUUCUCUCCGGGAACAAAGGUAUUUGGCCAUGCCCAGAGCGCAUCAGGCGAAUGGCAUAGCAUGUCACCUGGAACUGGAAACUCGCUGGAUCAGCUCUCACAAAGUAUUACGGCGCAGACAUCGAUUAACCCCGGCACGACUUCUAUGGGUGGCUUGGAAGCCAUGUUCUCUCGUUUAUCAUAUUCUGCUGCCGCUUCGCGUGGUGGCACAACGCCUAUGGGUAGUGGAGCGCGUAAUCCAAGCGGACGAAGCUACAACCCUCAAGGUUCACUGAGUCCGUUGAGUGGGCCAGUGCUUACUGGCGACGACGACGAUCUAUUCAGCAUGGAUGGCUGA